Molecule: messenger RNA, 1602 nt
Organism: Seminavis robusta
Lineage: Eukaryota; Bacillariophyta; Bacillariophyceae; Naviculales; Naviculaceae
Source: the annotation of a GenBank genome assembly
AAUCCAGUCGACUGCUCGUCCGAUUGGCCGGGCUCUUUACUUGGCAUUUACGGCACGUUCCUGCUGCGCAUGAUUAACAUUACCGUGGAUCCACUCAAAAUGGCCAAGAAUACCAAAAAAGCCGUCAAGAUUGUCAAAAAAUUGGGACAAGGAGGACCCAUGCGAUUCUUUUUGAAAUACGUCAAACCCUUUACUCGCACCUUGCGAUUGUUUGUGGCAGGGUGGCGUUGGGCGGAAGCCUCUCAAUGUCGACGAGGAGAAGUGGGAACCGAGGAAGCCUUUGCGUUCAUGGGGAAUCGAGUCUCGCGCACGUUGGCUCGAUUGGCCGUGGACAGUCUUGUGGCCUAUGUCGUCAUGCCCAUGGCCUAUGAACUCUUUCAGUGGCUACAGUACGACGAUUGGUGGCAUCCCAUCACUGUGUUUAUAGUUCUGGGAAGCCUUCGCGCUGUGGCGCCAUAUGCGGCAUCCUUUCAAGGGUCCAGGGUGGGGCGAGUCCUGACGCGCCAAUUCUUUCGCGGGGCCAAACAUCGAUGGUUGCCGAUUCAACCCAUUACUACGCUCAAUCUACUGAGUGAUGAUUGUUGUGAACAGGAUGAAAUAUCUCAGACAGCUGAUCUGGCAGUGCUGGCCAAGGAAGUUGCCAAGGCGUUUGGCAAGGCAAAGGAAAUUGGCUUGGAUGGCAUGGAAGGGCAGAGAGAAAUCCUUAAGGAACAGGGCUUUCAUCAAGUAGGAGCUGGAAGUGGAGGGUAUGCGGUCUAUUUCUGUCGUCGCAAACCACCCAAUGGCUCGACCGAACUGACGAUUCUCCUUCAUGUGACACCCUACGGACCUUCUAUUUUGAAUGUCAUGCCUCGCUAUAUUGUCUUGGAAUUUGAGGAUUCGGUGGAUCGAAGAAAUCAUUGUCCCCAUCACUUUGCCGAACUCAAAGAGAGAUAUGACAAGCAGUUGGUGACCUACCAAGUUGGGUGCAAGACGCUCUGCAAACAACGAACUGGACGCAAUCCCAAUCCGCCUUCUGACCUGAAAUCCCUCAAGACCUUUCUGGCUGAUGCUAAGAAACCCCGAAAGCGACGCCGAAACCAGCGGCAGUACGAGGAACUCCAAAAACAAGUCCACAGAGUCGCCAAGGAUUUGAAGCGAAUGAUGGCGAUGGCAGGAGAUCAGGCUCCCAAGGGAGUUAUCUUGUACUUUGAGGGUUUGGAUUGUGCCGGGAAAUCCUCGACGGGAGGAUUGGUCGAACAAGCCCUGGCAGAAGCCGGCUUUCAAGUUGCUACCAAGCAGUACAACCGUCCACCGACGCCGGAACAAAAGCUGAAACCCUGGAUGGAUCGAUUUGAAGUUCCUGAGACGACGACGACGACUGUUGGUUUGGCGGUUCCCAGCGGCAGUAGCAAUGAAGAGCAGCAGGAGACUGCGCAGUCGUUGCUUAACAAGCAUAGUGCACUGGUUUGGGAUCGUGGUCCGUCGGGAGACUUUGUGUACAAUCCAGAGUACAGAGCAUUGCCCAUGGAGGAUCGUGAGAAACUAUACAAAGAAUUUAUGGACUUUGAUCGAGAAUGCCUCUCCAAGGGCAUAUCUCUCUCUUUUUUUUUCCACCAGUGA